UGUCUGGUACGAUAUUGAUCCGUUGUCACCGAAUUUUCAUUGCAGCUCAUCUCUCCUUCACAAGAAGGCCUGAUUACUUGGCACGGAAUCGUUAGAUAUUCGCAUCAGAUUAGCUCUUUCUGAUUUCACAGUUUAUCCAGUCCCGAUGGCCUUGUGUACCUCUUAGUUUACAAGAAACGCAGAUAGGUCCAACCUUCCUUUCCUUGUGCAAUAUGAUGGUAUUGUUGCUCCAGUCGAUCACUUCUCUGAAGUCAUGACAACCAAGGAUGACGAGUUUGAGGUUAUCGAACUUUCCAUGCUGGAUAAGCGAAAGUUCUACCCUCUCUCAGGCCUGGGGUCUUUCACCGUCCACUCGAUGCUCUACCCGCUUGUCCUGCUACGCAUUCGACUGCAAUUACAGGAAGGAGCCCACCUGUAUACCGGAUUGGCACACGCUACAUCCUGCAUUCUUCGAGAAGAGGGAUUUCGGGGUCUGUACAGUGGAUAUUUUGUCAAAUCCGCUCAAAUAAUAUCAAGUGUUUUCUAUGCUUCCACCUACGAGACGGUCCGGCACAUGUCAUCUGGCAUUCCCGGACUUUCACAAACCCAGCGGUCGUUUAUCGGUGGUGGUGUCGCAUCGAUGUUACUUCAAACCGUCCUAGUUCCGGUGGAUGUGAUCUCCCAACAUCUGAUGGUGCUUAGUCGCACUUCGUCCAUAUCCCCCUGCUCGUCCGCUGCCCCGCAGUCUAUCGCGCCGUCGGUAAAACUGAAGUCCAAGUCGUCCGGACAGUCGGUCAUGACUGACGUCCGACUGGAACAAGUUCGAGCCUUGUCCCCAAUCCGGCUCUCCUCAUCCGAGUUGUCGACCAGCUGGGCUCGAUUUCGUGCUGUUACGUCCUAUGUGGCUCACAAGCACGGGAUUCGCGGCUUCUACAAUGGAUACGUUAUUUCUCUGUUUACCUUUGUGCCAAGUUCCGCAAUGUGGUGGGGAUUCUACGACAAGUUCUGCCGUCUGAUUGCUUCUACCGUCUCCAAGCUAGAUGACACAUUGUUCGCUUCGAACGCCACAAACAGCUCAGGCAGUCCGUUAGUGCCACGGUUGGCUGUUCAGCUGAUCGCAGCUCCUCUGGCUGGUAUCGCUUCGGCAACUCUUGUCAAUCCGAUCGACUGUGUACGCGUCCGAAUGCAGCUAGAUGACACAUUGUUCGCUUCGAACGCCACAAACAGCUCAGGCAGUCCGUUAGUGCCACGGUUGGCUGUUCAGCUGAUCGCAGCUCCUCUGGCUGGUAUCGCUUCGGCAACUCUUGUCAAUCCGAUCGACUGUGUACGCGUCCGAAUGCAGGAUGCGAUCGAUAAUGUUUCUUUCAUCUGGACUUCCUCACUCAAUGAGGAUGCGGUUCGUCGCAUCUGUUUGGCUCGCUCGGUGGUCGGGCGACGGGUCAAUGGUGAAAUAAAACGCCUGCUUAACUGCAAACAAUUCGUUGAUCACUAUUGGCUUAGCUGGGGCGCCGAAUGA
This is a messenger RNA of Opisthorchis viverrini, 1495 nucleotides long. RefSeq lists its product as hypothetical. Gene Ontology annotation, biological process: branched-chain amino acid catabolic process. The coding region runs from base 254 to 1495 and encodes 413 amino acids. The transcript has 5 exons. The record is from RefSeq and is a predicted model, not a curated record. Gene Ontology annotation, cellular component: mitochondrion. Lineage: Eukaryota; Metazoa; Platyhelminthes; Trematoda; Opisthorchiida; Opisthorchiidae. Gene Ontology annotation, molecular function: branched-chain amino acid transmembrane transporter activity.